Molecule: messenger RNA, 5664 nt
Organism: Drosophila yakuba
Lineage: Eukaryota; Metazoa; Arthropoda; Insecta; Diptera; Drosophilidae
Gene: grn
Product: GATA-binding factor C
Exons: 9
Coding region: 440-2563 (707 amino acids)
Biological process (GO): cell fate commitment; positive regulation of transcription by RNA polymerase II; negative regulation of transcription by RNA polymerase II
Molecular function (GO): zinc ion binding; RNA polymerase II cis-regulatory region sequence-specific DNA binding; DNA-binding transcription factor activity, RNA polymerase II-specific
Source: RefSeq, a predicted model, not a curated record
UUCAGUUCGAAUUCAACUGUUGACGUGUUUGCAAGCGUGUUAUCGGCGUGCGUCCGCUCGUUUCGUUCGUAUUUUGCUAUCGAUUCUCGUCUCGCCGCGACAACAACAAAGAAAGCUCGAAAAACGCGUCGGCAAAAAUUUACAGAAAGCGAUCAAAGUGUACCAAAAAUUAACAACAAAUCAAAUCAUUGAAAAAAAACCCAGUACAAACAAGCAGUGUGAUUGAAACAGUGUGCUUAAUAUAUAUAUAGAGAGAGAUAGGGAGAGAGAGUGAGUUGUUGAGUUGAGUGUUUCCUUUGUAUAUGAAAAAUGCAUAGCCAUCACUAAACAUAAAGAGCUAAAAACAAAAAGGCGAAGAGCACCCGAUCGCAGAGGGAUACAGAACCGCCCGAUUCCUGCCCCCCGGUAGAACAGAAAAACAUUCAAGAUUAUACUCGAAAUGGAUAUGACCUCAACAGCGGAGGCUGCCGCUCGCAGCUGGUACGAUAGUCCGCGCUUAGGCGGCGGCGGCGGUGGCGGCGGAUCGUCGGGCGGCGGCAAUGGGGGCGGCGUAUCGCCCCAAACCAACGGCCUUGGCAGCGCCGGGAGCAGCCUGGCCCACAGCCACCACAGCCUCUCCAGCGGCGCCAGCUCGGCGGGCAGCAGCGUGGGCGUGGGAGCAGCCCUCGGCGGCGGCGGCAGCUCCGGACUGGACACCAGCGACAUGAGCGCCUUCUACGCGCUGGAGAGCAACGGACACCACCGGCGCUACUAUCCCAGCUACCAUCAACACACAUCCCGCAUGCCCUCCACCCAUGCCUCGCCCCAAGUGUGCCGGCCGCACUUCCACACCCCGCUGAGUCCCUGGCUGACCAGCGAGCACAAGUCCUUCGCCCCCGCCAGCGCCUGGAGCAUGGGCCAGUUCGCCUGCCCGCAGGAGCCGCAGGUGGAGCACAAGCUGGGCCAGAUGGGCCAGAGCCACCAGACGACGGCCGCCGGCCAGCACUCGUUCCCCUUCCCGCCGACGCCGCCAAAGGACUCCACGCCCGACUCCGUGCAAACCGGUCCAUCCGAGUACCAGGCCGUGAUGAACGCGUUUAUGCACCAGCAGGCCACGGGCUCUACCUCACUAACGGACGCCAGCUGCGCGCUGGACAUCAAGCCGUCGAUCCAGAACGGCAGUGCGAGCGGAUCCUCCGGCAGCGGCACCACCCACACGUCGACGCCCAAGCAGCGCGAAGGUACAGCCAGCACCACUAAUUCCAGCUCCAACUCUAGCAGCAGUCAGCACCAGCAGCAGCAACAACAGCAGCAACAGCAGCAGCAGCAGCAACAGCAGCAGCAGAGUAACAGCAACACCACCGCCAGCAGCAACACAUCCGCCUCGUCCUCCGCCGCAGCAGCAUCCCUGUCCGCCGCCGUAGCCGCCUCCGCAGCCACAUCCUCGAACGGAUUGUUCGACGGCACGGCGCAGGCGUACAGCAGCGGGGGUGGUGGCGGCAGCGGGGGCGGUGGCAGCGGCAGCGGUGGCUACGAUACCAGCAGCUAUGCCAGCUAUCACCAUGCGGCGGCGCAUCAUCAAGCGGCCGCUGUGGCGGCGGCGAAUAUGUUCCAAAGUUCCUCGGUAGCGGCGGCUGCAGUGCGUCACAGUAUGGCUGCGGCGCAGGCGCACCACCAUCACCAUCACCACCACAGUGGCCACCACCACGGUGGCAGCUCGUCCGGAUUGCAUGGGCUGGGUGGCUCGGUGGGCGGCACCGCCGGCAUGGGCAGCAUGAGCGGCAACAGCGCCGGAGCGGGAUCGCUGAGCGGGCACAGUGGCGCCGGCAGCAAUGCGGGCAGCAAUUGCCUGGACGUCAAGCCCGUGCGGACCAAGCCGCGGACCAGUGCUGAGGGACGCGAGUGUGUGAAUUGUGGCGCCACAUCGACGCCACUGUGGCGACGCGACGGAACGGGACACUAUCUGUGCAACGCCUGUGGCCUGUACUACAAAAUGAACGGCCAGAACCGACCCCUGAUUAAGCCAAAGCGAAGACUGACCCUGCAAUCGCUGCAGAGUGCGGCCAAAAGGGCGGGCACAUCCUGCGCCAACUGCAAGACCACAACCACAACCCUUUGGCGACGCAAUGCCAGCGGCGAACCCGUGUGCAACGCCUGCGGAUUGUACUAUAAGCUUCACAAUGUCAAUCGUCCACUCACCAUGAAAAAGGAGGGCAUUCAGACGCGUAAUCGCAAGCUGAGCUCCAAGUCCAAGAAGAAGAAGGGUCUUGGUGGCGGCUGCCUGCCCAUCGGUGGCCAUUUGGGCAUGGGCGACUUCAAGCCGCUGGAUCCGUCGAAAGGAUUCGGCGGUGGCUUCUCUGCCUCCAUGGCACAACAUGGACACCUCUCGAGCGGACUGCAUCCGGCACAUGCGCACAUGCACGGCAGCUGGUACACCGGCGGCAUGGGCGCUUUGGGAGCCUCGAGCGGACUGCAGGGCGGCUUCUCCACCGCAGGCUCUCUCAGCGGAGCGGUGGUGCCCCACUCGCAGCCCUACCACUUGGGUCUCAGUUCGAUGGGCACCUGGCGCACUGACUACACGUGAUGGAGCGGGAACAACCUGAACAACAAUCUGUUCAGUUAGAGCCGCAAACUUGCCCACGCCUGAAUCGAAGCCAAUUCGAUCGCAGCAAAUGGAUGGAGAUGAAGGCAAAACUAAGCAACUAAGCGGGACAACAAGUAACAUGAAGUAAACUGACAAAACACAAUGCCAAACUGAGGACUCCUUGGCCAGCAAUUGACAGUGGCACCGAGCCCUUGACAUACCAGCUAAAUAAAUAAUAAUAAUCCGAUGGAGAGUGUGGGUGCUGGUGUGGCAACUGGACGAACGCUGGCUAUUCCUAAUUGUAAACAUUGCGUGCAAUUUUUAAUUAUUUAAGCUUUGUCGCUGUUGUUGCUGCUGCUGCUGCUGUUGCUGUGGCUGAUGUGUUGUUUGGCGAGGCAAAAGCCAAAUGGCGAGUGCCGGCAGCAAUAACAAAAGCCCCAUUAAAAUUAAUUAAAGGGCUGCAGAUUACUUUUAUUUUAUUUUUCCUUUAUGGCUUUUCUGUGAGUGUUUGUAUAGUGUUUCCUUAUGUUUCAUAUUUCGCUUAAUUAAUUUAAUUUCUCGCCGCAAAUUCAGCGUAUUUAAUUGUGCUUUAUGAACUGCCAUAAAAACAGAAUGAUGGAAAAUGCGAGGGGAAAUUCCAUAAAUAUUUAUUGUGUACAUAUAACAGAAAACGAGAAACAAGCACACAGAGAACUAAAAUUAUUAUAUAUACAAUAAACAAAAACAGUUACAAUGCACGUCCAAAAGUAAACAUUUUUGUAUAAAUUAAAAGAAAAAAGAAAAGAUCGUAGAAGUAAGUGAAGUUGCUUGUCCUAAUUCGCAAAAUGCAAUUGAAAAUUGCACAAACACUUUAGAGCGUAUGCCUACUGUAAACUAGUUAAAUUCUUAGACUCUAAACAAAACAGACGUGAUAAACAAAAAGUAAAAUCUAUAUAUAAAUAUUAACAUAACAAAUUUCACUAGGGCGCGCCAGUAGCAAUUGUAAAAUAAAUUUAACAAAAAUAAUACAGUUAAGCAGAAAAAUGAUCUUUUUGAUUGAAAGCAAAGGCAGCCGUCAACUUUUACCACUAAAAACACACACUUAAUGUUCAAUGUUAAUGCCUAAGUCUUAAAGCUAUACACACAUAAACAUUAACAAAAGCGUACAUAGACUUAAAAGUAAUGUAAUAAAUUUAAUUAAAUUAAAUGUUAAAGGCAAUUUGUAAAAUACAUUUGUUAGCAAUUUUUGUAUAAUUAUAGUAAAAACAUAAGAAAAAAAAAACACAAAAAAAGAAGAUACAACUCAACAUAAAAGUAAUCCCCUAAGUUGUGUGUAUAAAGCCAGAUUAGUCCUAACCUAAUUUAUGUAUGUUUAUAAACAAAAUACGAUAUGUAAAACUAUAUAUAUAAAUAUGAUGUAUUAUGUGCUAAGUGUAAACGAUAAAUGUAUUGUAAUUUGGCCAUAUUGAUAGUUGAAUAUAUAUAAAUCAAAGCAAAACUAAUGUUUAUUUAAAAUCGAAACAAAAAAAUGGAAAAUUGUAUUAAAUUUAAUGGCAAUCACCAGAAAAAUCCACAAAAAAAUCACAAAAAUAAUUUAUGAAGAAAAAAAUAUAUAUAAAAAUACAGAAAAAAAAACACAAAAACGAUUCUAAUUGAGGAACGGUAACUGAAGGCUCCGCCGAUGAUUAAUUACUUUCAGAUGAGUGGACAGAAAAUCGAAAUUGGUUUGGUAAUAAAUCCAAUAAGCAGCUAUCGAAACUCGCCCCGCAAUGAUGUCUCUAUAAUGGCCAUUUAAGCUUAUGAAUUGCUCUUUAAAUUUCGAUGCGUCUUUGCUACACAAGAAACGUGCCUCAAUUUUUGAUACACUGUGCCUAUGUUGGUCAUUUGUUAUGCAGCAUUUGUUGCUGGCCAUUGAACGCAUGAAUUAUGAGUUGUUUGGAGGCGUGAAAUGGCAUGUUCGUAGCGCAGUUGUUGGUGUUUCGGUGAUGUGCCACAAGAACACAGUUCGUUGCCUAAGUCUUUUGUUUUACACCGAUGGUCGGGCGAGAAUGAUGAGCCAGGAAAACUCCCAAACGGACGCGUGUUAGCUGGUCAUUAAUCCGGCAUCCAGUCGAGCAAACUGCAAUGAUGACCCCUUUUGGGCCUUUGUCGCUUGGCAUCCGCUUCCGCUGCACUUUGCCAAGGUUUUUGUUUCGACUUAUUUCGUUAUCAGUUUUCCCAAUUGCAAACAAUAAAAUAAAUGCGAACCUAUCGACUGAGUAUAUCUCUGGGCAUUGGGCAUUACAAUAAUUGGGACAGCAAUUAGGUGCACGGCACGGCCACGCAGUCAAGCAGGUCCGAUCCGUUCAGUUAUAGACAUAUAUAGCUAUGGUGGGACAGUCCGUGAAUGAAGUGUAAGUAAUGACCGAACACGUUAACUAAUAUUAUUUGUAAAUCUAAACUCUGUUUAAAAGAUUUCCAGUACGUCUAUCAACGUAACAAUGAGCCUUAGCUACCUAUACUUAAUCAGUAAAUAUUCUGUUCUCAGUGACCUAGCUGAAUAACUCGAUGUUAAGAUUAAUAUCACCAAGCUGCCUUACAAGAACGAAACGUACUGUACUUACAUAUAUGGAGCUGAUUCGUCAGCAUCACAUGAGCUUAUCGUGCUAGGCACUGUCCUCUGUCAUUAUAACAAAGUUAAGCGAAAACAAAGUAAACUGAAAAAGGUAAACCUAAUUGCUAUAUAAUUACAAUAUAAUUGAAACAAAAUAAGUCAUUCGAGCCGGUGCCUUGGAAAUAACCCCAAACCCAAACGGCCAACAGACACAUGCAAAAGUGUCGCAUAUGUCACGGGUCAAUUGUAAUGGUAACCGAAACUGUUAGUCUAAUUCCAAUACCAAUUUCGAGCGAGUCCAUCAGACGAAAAAAUACGGUGAUCAAUGCAUAAGCAAUGACCAGCCAUAUAAAUCAGUUAAUCAGCAUCGCAGAUAAGCGUGGCAGUGGGCAUAUGUUCAGCCAAUGGGAAACCAAUUCACACACCGAUACACACUCGCCACGGGAUGAUAAUGGGGCACGCCACCUGAAACCAGUUGUGGAACAUGCAACAAACGACAUAAAUAAACCGCACUAAUUAUGAACGUAAA